AGAAGCUGAUUAACCGCGAAAACGAAUACAUUUAAUGAUCGAGUCUCGUUUAGAAAUGUCAACAAUUUAUUCGGAAUCUAACAUAGAAAAUGUAACAAUCAAAAUUAAUUAAAAAAAACUUGAACAAGGAAAUGUAACAUUCAACAUCAAUCCAACCCCCAGCUUUCCUCGUGAGUGCGGGCGCAUCUGUCUGCGUCACACAAAUACCCGGCGCAUUUACUGACGCACAUGACGAUUUGAAAUGUUCAGCGUAGUGUCCGAAUUCUCGUUUGUUCGUUCCCUAUAUAGUGCACUAUAUCAUGAACACUAUAUGGAAUAGUGAGUGUAUAGGGAACGAUUUCGAACACAGCUGUGUCUCCAACUCUAACAUAUUGUUAAAAGCUAAGCCAUACCAAUGCAAUGUUUAGCAAGCUAAGAAGUGGUGCUAAAAACGUAAAGAGAAGAAAGACCUGGAUGCGCGCAAUUCGAAUGUUUGCACAGCGUUUUUGCUGUACCUCACCAUACCAGUGACAGUAGCCACGGCAGAGCGGUCAUUUUCCAAGUUAAAAUUGAUAAAGUCUUCCCUAAGGAGCGCCAUGGCACAGUAGCGAUUGAGUGUAUUGGCCAUACUCUCCAUCGAGAAUGAAAGCGCAAGAAAAUUGGAUUUCAACCUCUAUUAUCAACGAGUUUGCUGAACAGAAGGCACGCAGAGUUAACUUCUGAACGGGUGUGUUUAAAUAUCUCCCAGAACAACAAAGUGAGAAAGGAGAGGACUCACUAUGAAUUUAAGAUCAGCAGCAAGAGGAUUUCUAGCUGUCCUUCUGUCAGUACCAGCGCUUCAGGUUAAUGGUGGAUGGAGAGUUACUUACUCAUCUAGUAAUGUCUGCAGUUUAAGGGGAGAAAUAGUUUACCUUAGCUGCACUUAUGAAUACCCAAACAACGUACAGUACGGCCCUACCACAUUCAAUACACUGUGGUUUACUAAAGUAUCCAACAAGCAGCCAGUUGAUCUGGAACACGAUGCAGACUAUACAGGUCGUGUUGAAUCCAGCUGUGGACUGGUCAAAUGUACCGGGUCAAGAUGCCAUGGAACAUGUAAGCUGAGAAUCAGAGACCUGAGACAGACUGACUCUGCCUUCUACAAGUUUAGGUUCAAUACAAAUCAACCAGGUGGGGAAAAUACUGGUGAUCCUGGAGUGAAGUUAUCUGUUCAAGGUAAACUUGGAUUACCAGUGAGUGCAGUGUGUGUGGGUUUGUUGAUAUUGUUUGUGUGUGCGUGUGUGUUUGUGUAUGUGGGUGUGUGUGUGUGUGUGUGUCUGUGGCUCUCUGGGUUCUAGAAUGUUAUCUUAAUUAUUUUCAAAGAAUAAUUGUGGGUAACUUGUUACAACAAGAUCUCGAUGACCAAUGAGUAUUGUGUGUGUGUGUCUAUUGUGUAUUAAUAAUACACAAGAUCUCCAGGUGAAGGUGUCCUUUCCUCACCCUACGGAUCCUACCCAUGCAGAACUGGAGUGUCGCAGUAGAUGUGGUCUAGCUGAUGACCCUCCCUACAUCUGGUUCAGGAAUGGACAGAAUGUAGGAAAGGGAGUGAACUACAGGGCCGACAUUCAGUCUGCAGACAGCUUUUCGUGUUCUGUCGAUGGACACAAUCUCCGAUCUCCUUUAGUGUAUGGGCCUCAACAACCAUCUGUGUAUUCAAGUCCCUCUGGUGAAUUGGAGGUGGGCAGUUCAGUGACUCUGAGCUGCAGCAGUGAUGCCAACCCAGCAGCUAACUACACCUGGUUCAGGGAACAUGAAGUCUCAGUGAAAGAAUCAGGACAGAACUACACCAUCACUCAUAUCACAUCUGAUCUCGGAGGAAACUAUUACUGCCAAGCUCAUAAUGCAAUCGGACUUUAUAAUUCCACCUUUUUGUUUAUCAAAGUAUCAUCAUCAUCACAUACAGCAACGGUAGCUGUAAGAACCAUUGGUGUCUUUGUGCUCACCAUACUCCUCCUCGUCUUCUUCUGCAUGAGAAGAAAGAGGGCCUCCAGAAAAGCAUGUGGACAGGCAGGAAGGCCAGAUACCGUGGAUGAGCUACUUCCUGUUCCUGUGUAUGAAAACGCCUCAGAACUGGCCAAUCGAUUGGCUCCUGCAGCACAGAGAGAACCAAUAGAAGAGCAGGAUGUCUUUGACUGUGCCAGCAUCUACACCUCUCUCUCAGAGAAUCAGGAAGUGCCUUGCUGUUUGGCUGGCUCUAUUGGCCAAUCAGAGCAGGCAGAUGCAGUCUUUUACUCUGUUGUCAAAAAUAAGAGACCCAAUGCUGUCCCUGGAGAGAGUGACCAGAAAGAGACGGCAGAAACCUCAGAGUUGUACAGCACUGUCAAAAAAUAACUCUGAUAUUGAACCAGUUGCGGCAGGAAGAUUUAAAUAGUGGGACUAGGUAGAGUGUCUCAUCCAUUUAGUUUAACAGGACAAUAUGCUGGCUGCAUAUAUGGCGCUUAAUAACACUUGCCACCAGUGCUAAUACAUGAUCUGAUGGCAUUUUAGUUUAUUUUACUUAUUUACUUGAUUGUGUAUGUUCCACUUGUGAUGACUCCAGCGAGACCACAUCUUAUCCAGGGCCUCUUGCUCUGGUGGAUGUAGCUCUGCAUCAUCGCUACCACCUGCUUGUGACCAGGAUGUACUGAGAAUUGCAUAGAAUUACCUAGAAUUGCCUCUGUUAACUUUCUACAUUUGAAAAAGAAAUGUUCAACCACACCCAGUCGGAAAUAUGUUGGGUGGUUCAUAAGUAGGCCUACAAUACUGUUUUUUGCUUAUGUGUCAUUCUAAUGGGGAUUUUUUAUUAUCUGAGCCAGCCUGAGGUAGAUGGUAGAUGUUUAGGUAUGAGUUUUCAAUAGACAGCCAGUAUUUCGAUUCCUAUAAUGUGGGCCUGUAAAGUCCUUUGAGUCUGUAAAUGUGAUGAGAGCAAUACAAAUAAAUUGAUUUCCAGUGUUUACAGGGAGACUAUUGAUCUCAAAAGUAUAUUAUACAGAUAAUCAGAACAUGCAUCCACAAAUAAAGUAAUUCUCUGAGGAAAGGAGCACAUAUCCUUCUACUCAGUUUAUUCCAAGCACAAUAUCAACCUCACAUUAAUUAAACCUCACCAUCACUGCUAAAUCGUUGAGUCAUUUGCUUGAUGAAUUCUCCAUGUAAUGACUGCUAGAUGAGUGAAUGAGAUCUCUCAAUUAAAUAUUGGACGGAGCUCACUUGGAUUUAGCAUCUCUCACUUGGAUCUGAAAUCCAUCGUCGUAAGAGCUUUAUUCCUAUCAUAGAAAACUCUGUUGUUAUGGCUCUACUUCUUCUUGGUUUGGCUGGCGGCUCGUGAUCGCGGCUUCUCCCGUCCGUAUGCUUUCCUUCCUGCCGUCCUCUUAUCGCCAUUUUCGGGAUCACUGCCCUUCACCUCCUCCUUGCCCAGCAGAAAUUUUUACGUUGAUAAGAAGUCUAAACGACGUUGGUCAUAGAGGUCGAUGCAACGUCUAGUUGAGGGGCUGAUGCCGCCUUCAAAAAGCUCAGUUUCCGGGAGGUUCGGACUUUAAGCUCGAAGGAAAGUACUUUGAACCAGUGGCGGUUGUAGACCAAUUUUACUAGGGGGGCCAAGGAAAGGUCAGUGUUUAACCAGAGGGGCACAAAAAAAUGGCAAAAAAUUAUAUUUAAAGAUUAUAAUUAUGACUUUAUUUUACUUUAAAAUCAUCAAACAUUUAAGAGUUUUAAUUUUACCAGUCUAUAUUUUUCUGUCAAACUAUCUUAAAUUGAUGGAGCUUAUGCCCUAAAUCAUCAAAAUCAUAUAAACAUUUUUCUGUACAAGCUUGCAAGAGAGGUAGGGCCAUAAAAAAAUAUAUAGAUACAGUACAGGGUACAAAUACAGUCUGUCAAUGUGAAAAAAACUCCAGGGUACAACGAAGUGCAAAACAAUGUGCCAUUUCCUAUUACUCUUAUCAGUUUCAGUGUGGAGAUACUGUGGUCAUCCAUGUUAAAAAACGUCCCUGUUGUACUGUUCUUUCCUCAUUUCACGAUAGCUGCUAUUAGAAGAAAAAAAACGUAGGGGCAUGCAAUAUAUUUUGAUGCAUAACCAUCCCUGCCUACUUAACACGGGCAGAUAGCCUGCUACUCUUUACUCAUGUUAAUAUCACCCUCUUUACAUCAGCUUUGACCUCGUGUUCUGUGUCGGACUCACCAAAUUCUUGCAGAGGGUUGCGGGACAAGGUGUCAGGCACAAUGAGCUGCUUCCCUGGAACAUGAACAGCUUCAACAUUAAACUUCAUCAGACGCAUUAAUAACCACUGACAUCUUACAGGCGCUUUGUCAGGGUCGUAUGAGUUCAUUAGGGGGACGAGUGGCUUAUGGUCUGUUUGCAAACAGAACUUUUCCAUGCCCUGUAGGUACCUCACAAACCACUCAUACCCCAAACAAAUCAAGGCAUUCUUUUUCGGUCUGAGAAUACCGCCGCUCUGUCUCAGUCAGUGAUCUUGAACAAAACCGAAGCUGCCGGCGUCUGCACUAACCACUGUUGGCUUGGAGGGGUUGUAAUAUGCCAGGACCGGUGCAGUCGUUACCAUAGUCUUUACCUGUUUGAAAGCUUCUUCCUGUGCUUUUCUCCAUAACCACGCAGUCUACUUUUUCAAUAAGCUGUUAAUGGGGUGCAUGAUGGAAGAAAGAUCUGGGAGAAACCGGCCCAGGUAGUUGAUCAUCCCAAUGCACUGGCGUAGCUCUGUGAUGUUGGUUGGACAGGGCAUAUCUGAGAUGGCUCUGACUUUUUCAGUGCUGGUUUUGAUGCAAUUUUUCCAAAGAUGAGUCCAAAAUAAUUGAUCUCUGAUUUUCCAAACUGGCACUUUUCUUUAUUCAGUUUGAGCCCUGAAGCCCUGACCGUCUGCAUUACUGCUCUGAGGUUGUGGUCUUGCUCUUCUCGGUCCUUACCAAAAAUCAGGAUGUCAUCCAUUACCACUACGGUGCCAGAAUGAUCUCUCAACAGGGUG
Messenger RNA from Gadus macrocephalus (Pacific cod), 4970 nucleotides. Its product is annotated as B-cell receptor CD22-like. The record is from RefSeq and is a predicted model, not a curated record. NCBI's taxonomy places the organism in Eukaryota, Metazoa, Chordata, Actinopteri, Gadiformes, Gadidae. The coding region runs from base 1384 to 2349 and encodes 321 amino acids. The transcript is spliced from 8 exons.